AUGACGCCUAUCAUCGUUGUCGUCGCUGAAAACGAGGGCCAACUUAAAUGUGGGAAAUGUCGGAGGGCGGGCAUCCAGCGGAACAUUGCUUUCUACGACUUCAAACAGACGGAGUAUUACUCUGACAAACGGAACAAUGAAGGGAGUACAGACCGUCUGCAUUUUAUGCCGGAUUAUAGUCUUGGAGCGGCAACCAUCAAAGGGAUCGAGGAUCCGGAUGUUUAUCCCAUAAGAGGCCAGACCGUCCUUGUCAGGACACCUUGGGUUAGGUUUGGGAGGACACUUAGUGAACCAGGGGUUGAUGGCAUUUGGACAUAUAUCAUUCCUAGGAGAAGCGGUGAUCCACUCAAAGAAAUAACGGAGGAUAUCCUUAGGAGAUGUUUGGAACUUUGUCCAGAGUUGGUGACGGGCUCUCCUGAGUUCAAGUCAUCUACCAGCGGCCCUGAGGCUGAAGGGGGAGGAACGCCACGCAAGGUGACGGUGGAUGAUCUGAGACCAUUUAUAAUCGAGGAAGGCUGUGGACUUCGUCCUGCAAGGAAAGGAGGCAUUCGCUUUGAAGUGGACUGGCUGUCUGCAGCUGAGAGUACCGAGUCGGGCGCAGAUGAGAAUGGCCGGAGUGGGAAAAUUCCAGUCAUUCAUCAUUACGGGCAUGGUGGCUUUGGAUAUCAAUCGUCCUGGGGUAGUGCGGAAAAGGCUGUUGAUUUGUUGCAGACUGUCUUGUAA
Cantharellus anzutake is the source of this 723-nucleotide messenger RNA. RefSeq lists its product as uncharacterized. The record is from RefSeq and is a predicted model, not a curated record. The transcript has 7 exons. Gene Ontology annotation, molecular function: D-amino-acid oxidase activity; FAD binding. The coding region runs from base 1 to 723 and encodes 240 amino acids. NCBI's taxonomy places the organism in Eukaryota, Fungi, Basidiomycota, Agaricomycetes, Cantharellales, Hydnaceae.